AUGUCUGCAGCAUUGAAAGCUGCCAUGCGUUGGAGGACAUUGUUGGCCGUGCCUUUGGCGCUAGCUUUUGCUUCCGACGAUGCGAAUUUGAUGGGUAGAACACGGCCAAUGGCGCCACAGAAGAAUAUUUAUACUGACGGCGAAGAUGUUGUGCUGGAAGAGACCAGGUUCAGAGCGUUGAGUCCUAGUGUGCUCGAUAUAGCGACUGAGGCAUUAGGCGAAGUAUACUCUCUGUGGACAAGCUAUAACAACAACGCAGUGACCAUUGCGUUUUGUGAAAAAGGUAUGGUGAGGUCCGUGGAUGCCGGGACGACCUGGUUCCCCAUGUCUUUAGCUGCUGUCGAUGAUCUCAAGCCCGAGCACUUGGCUAAUGCUAGUAUCGACCAAAGUAAUGGCCGCAGCGACUAUAUUGUUAUCAACUUUUCUAAAGGAGCAUUCGCACUCCAUACCGCAGUGGAAUCUUUGACUACGAAUGAUGCACAUUCGUUUGCUCUAGAGGAUGCCUACUGCCUUCCUCAUCCCGAGACCGACGAGUUCUUAUGUGCGGAUGAUGACAACGGUUUGAUGCGCCGCGAUAGCAAUGGAAAUUUCCACACCAUCCAAUUGGAUGGCAUGACGAGCGAAACCCUGGUCAGAAUUGAUUCGGCUCCUGGUGGGUUCUUUGUUGCAUCUUUUCUCAGCGCAGAUCGGUUGCACCUGGCGACAUCCAAAGAUUUGGUUGAGUGGAAUAGGGCCGAGUUCAAAGGUCUCACUCUCGACAAAGAUACCAUAGUGAGCAUAGUCGACGUUGGUGAACCCACCCUCGCUCUUACUAUCGGUGUGCGGGACCAGCUAGCCCGUGAUCUGUGGAUUUCUGAUUCUUCAGGGAUGUCAUUCACAAAGACGCUUCAACAUGUUGCAAUUGUGGAUGGAUUUGUGAGUAUCGCCAGCUCAAACGACCAAGUAUUCGCAAAUGUAUUGGUUGGCCACCACCAAAACCACAGAGAUGUGGUCGCUCGCAUUAUCACCAAAGUUUCCAAGGAUGGUGGGAGAACAUGGCAUCCUUUGAAGGGUAAUUCUGAAAGUAAGAAGCAAAACCUGCACCUGCACCUUGUUCUUCCAGCCAUUGGUGGUCAAAGGCUGUCCUCUGAGCCAGUCAUAGCUUUUGGCAACACAGGUGAUCAUUUGCGAGCCUUUAGUGAUGCCCAGCUGUAUGCAGAGAAGGCUGGUACUUGGGAAGUGAGCAACUGUACUGAGCAGGAGGCAGGAAAUGCGAUUUGUGCUCUUUUCAGCCAACAUCGGUUGAGCCCAGACUCAGUUUCAGACCCGGCAGUGAAAUCCGUUGUCAAAGACGGAGAAUUCGUAGUACUCCCCAGGGCGAAUGUACCGAGUACUAGUCCGAGCACAGAGGUUUCUCUGUCUGCUCAGGCCGAUGGCAAAGUGUCACAUGCCGUCCAAGAAUUGAACGGUCGCCUUGCUAACUACCUCUAUCUCAAAUCCGGAGAUAACCGUGACGAAGAAACUGUUCUCGUGUGGUCGACGAAUGGCGAGCUUCUCAUAUCGCAUGAUCAAGGUUCGGAAUGGCAAACUUUUGAGAAAGGUGAUGUUGAGAAGGUCUGGUCUAACCCCUACUUCAAUGACUAUGUGCUCGUAUACACUAAAAAUCGAGAACUAUAUGCUUCAACCAACCGAGCAGUGUCCUUCCAAAAAGUCAAGCUCCCCGGAGAGCUAAGCUUGUUUGGAAUACCCUUCAGUUUCCACCCCACCCAGGGCAGCUGGAUGAUAGUGUCAGUUACGCCUGAACGCUGUGAUUCGUUCGACAGCUGCCUUCCUACGGCAUAUGCCACUACAAAUUUUGGAAAUAACUGGAAAAAACUUGUUGAAGAGAUAACCACUUGUACGUUUGUCGUGAACACGCGGGCAGAAAACUCUGAUAGCCGCAUCUUUUGUGAGCAAAGAAUGGGAAGCAAAUUCAAUGUGGUGUCAUCCAUCGACUGGUUCAAAACGGUCACAGUCAAUGUGGAGAAUUCUUUUGGCCUUGCUAUUGACGAUGAGUUUGUUGUUACCGUCGCAUACGACGACGAAGCCCAAGCUCUUUUGCCAUUUGUAUCAGUUGACGGGAGAUCUUUUUCAGGUGGGCGUAUUCCCACAAGUAUCAAACUUGAUGGCAAGACAGGAUAUACGGUUAUUGACACCGAAACAAAGAGCGUGUUCCUUGCCGUUACUAGCUACAAAGAGCACGGCCAAGAGAUGAGCGAGCUCCUGAAGUCUGGUUAUUUUGGAACCGAAUAUGUUAGCGUGCUUUCAGACGUCAAUCGUGACAUGAUUGGAUUGGUUGACUUUGAAAGGAUUUCAAGCACCGAGGGUGUUGCCUUGGCAAACAUUGUCUCAAACGCCAAUGAGGUGCGGCAGCGUGGAGAGAGAAAAAUCGUCAAAACCAAAAUCACUCACAGCGAUGGUGCCUUUUGGGACUUUAUUCCAGCUCCUAAAGGAGAAUGCAAGAGUCAAGACACAAAUGACUGCUCUUUGCACCUUCACGGUUAUACUGAAAGGCUGGAUACGCGCAACAAACCCUCGUCACCGUCAGCUGUGGGCCUAAUUAUUGGUAAUGGUAAUGCUGGUGAAGGUCUGCGGUCUUUCCACGAUGCCUCUACAUAUCUCAGUCGUGAUGGCGGCGUGACGUUCAAAAGAAUAAACGACCAUCCGUCGUUUUGGGAGUAUGGCGAUUCUGGGUCGCUCAUUGUGUUGGCUGACCGGGGUGCCCCCACCGACAGAAUCCGUUAUACGCAGGAUGAAGGUGAGACGUGGGAGGAGUAUCAGUUUAGUGAGUCUAUGGUGACAGUUCUCAAUGUCGCCAACAUCCCCAGCGAUACGAGUCGAAAGUUUUUGAUUUUCGCUCAGCCUCCCCAUUCUGAUGGUACCAACGCUGUAGCAAUCCAAGUGGAUCUCAGUGGAUUGACUGACCGUCAGUGCGUGUACAAGGGGCCUGAUAGCUCUGGUGGUGAUUUUGAGAGCUGGAUUCCGUCUCAUCCGCGGCUUCGAGACGAGUGUGUGUUGGGCCAUGUAGCUGUAUACCAGCGCAAGAUUCCUUCGACAAAAUGCUAUAUCGGGAAAACGGGCAAGAAGCUUGGUGCUCCUAAGCUAACCACGAAAAGUUGCUUUUGUUCACGUGAAGAUUACGAGUGUGACUUUGGCUUCAAGCGAACGGACACUGGAGCAUGUGCCGCCGUUAGCGAACCUGACGACACCCCAGAGAUGGAUCGCCAGUGUGCAGUACCUGGUGCAAUUGCUUGGCACCAUGUCACCGGUUACCGAAAGAUUGCUAUCGAUACCUGCAAAGGCGGUCAGGAACUUGACGCAGGUACUCAAGACAGACCUUGUCCCGGCAAGGAGGCUGAAUUUGAACAACGCUAUGGUAGAAACCCUGGAUCAGGCGAUAGUGAUGAUGGUGGCAACAAUGGCGGCAGUGGAAACGGGCCCAGUGUUUUCCGGAUCUUUAUAUCCAUCAUCUUCGUUUUGGGUAUCGUCGGCACGCUUGCCGUGGUACUGGUGUACAAGUUCAAGAACCAAGGCCGUAUCUAUCUUGGCGAGUCUGAGGAGCCCACAACCCCCCUCGACAAGUUUGCUGUCAUUGCUCUAUCUAUCGCGGCCAAUGCAGGCCACCAGUUCCUCCGGGUUUGGGAUGCCGUAUUGGGCCAGGUCGAUUCAAGAUUCAGAUCAUCUCAUAUCAAUCUUUAUGAGCGUAUUGACAACGAGGAGCGUGCGCGGAUCCUGGAAUCCGAUUUCGAAGACGAGGAUCUCAACUAUGAUGUGGAUAACACCGAACUUGACGGAGACAAUUUGCACGCUGAUCCUGAUUCGUUGUAA
This is a messenger RNA of Wickerhamiella sorbophila, 3846 nucleotides long. RefSeq names its product Vacuolar protein sorting/targeting protein 10. Gene Ontology annotation, biological process: Golgi to endosome transport; Golgi to vacuole transport; protein targeting to vacuole. The transcript has 2 exons. NCBI's taxonomy places the organism in Eukaryota, Fungi, Ascomycota, Dipodascomycetes, Dipodascales, Trichomonascaceae. The record is from RefSeq and is a predicted model, not a curated record. Gene Ontology annotation, cellular component: Golgi apparatus; membrane. Gene Ontology annotation, molecular function: protein binding. Bases 1 to 3846 code for a protein of 1281 amino acids.